Penicillium malachiteum is the source of this 663-nucleotide messenger RNA. Its product is annotated as class I SAM-dependent DNA methyltransferase. Lineage: Eukaryota; Fungi; Ascomycota; Eurotiomycetes; Eurotiales; Aspergillaceae. The coding region runs from base 1 to 663 and encodes 220 amino acids. The transcript has a single exon. The record is from RefSeq and is a predicted model, not a curated record.
AUGUCUCCCGCGAUCCCAGCUCCGGCUCCAGCUCUAUACCUGAACCAGGCUCGAAACAGCCCCAGUGUUCAGGAAUGCAUGUCCAUCUACGAUAAGUGGGCUGCAACAUACAACGAUGAGGUGGGAGACGAGGCUCAGAACUACGUGGCUCCUGUUCUUGUUGCUCAGGCUGCUAUCAAGUUCGAGAAGUCGAACGGUGCUGCAAACAGUAUCAUUCUAGAUGCUGGUUGUGGAACUGGUCUGGUGGGUCAGGCUCUGUCUAUUGCUCAACCCAAGGCAAUUGACGGUAUUGAUCUGUCUGUUCCCAUGCUUGCUGUUGCCAGAAACACUGGUGUUUACCGAGAUCUGGACCAGGCAGACCUGAACCAACCUAUCAACAAGCCCGACGGAACAUACGACACUGUUGUAUGCGUUGGUACAUUCACCCUCGGCCAUGUUGGUCCUAACCCUGCUUUGCGAGAACUGCUCCGUGUCACGAGGACACACGGUGUGGUUGUCGCUACGAUUCUUGAUGAGAUUUGGAUCACACACGGCUUCAAGGAAGAGGUUGCGCAGAUGAAGGAAGAGGGAUUGGUGAAUUCAUCUGAGGAGAUGAUAGAUUAUGUAAAAGGACAUGGCGACAAGGCAGUUCUUCUGAUCUUGGAGAAGCUUCCCCAGGCUUGA